UCCUCCCCCUUCAGCAGGUCCUCCAGCAGGUCCCCCACCCCAUCCAUCAUGACGUCCCCAAAGCUGUGGCAGAAAACCUCCAUCUCCAGACUGGCAGAGGAGUUCUUUUGGAUUGGUGGAAGCGUCGUAGCACAACCCAAAUGGAGACUGGGUCAAUAUGUGGAGAGGUGUAUGUGCACCAUGCAGACUGGCACCCAGAUGACCAAACUGAAAGGGAAGAAGAAGGGCCUGGUCAGGUUCUUCUACCUGGAUGAACACAAGUCCUGCAUCCGCUGGAGGCCCUCCAGGAAGCACGAUAAAGCUAAAAUAACCAUUGACUCCAUCCACGAGGUGUGUGAGGGCAAGAAGUCUGAGAUCUUCCAGCGCUACGCAGACAGCUGCUUCGACCCCAACUGCUGCUUCAGUAUUUACCAUGGCGACCACGUGGAGUCUCUUGACCUGGUCUCCACUAACGGAGAUGAGGCCCGUACCUGGAUUACUGGCCUGAAAUACCUCAUGGCUGGCAUCAGUGACGAGGACAGUCUGGCAAAGAGACAACGCAAAAGGGACCAAUGGUUACAGCAGACCUUCUCAGAGGCAGACAAAAACGGGGACGGCAAUUUGAGCCUGGGAGAGGUUCUUCAGUUACUCCACAAACUCAACGUGAACCUGCCCAGGCAGAAAGUCAGAGAGAUGUUUAAGAAAGCAGACACAGAUGACAACCAGGGUUCGUUAGCUUUUGAAGAAUUCUGUACCUUCUAUAAGAUGAUGUCUACACGCAGAGGCCUCUAUCUCAUCAUGCUCUCCUACAGUAAUAAUAAAGAGUUCAUGGACCUGAAUGACCUGGUCCGUUUCAUGGAAAAUGAACAGAAGAUGGCGGGUGUAACCAGAGAAUAUUGUCUGGAGAUAGUCAGCCAGUUUGAGCCAUGUUCUCAAAACCUACAGAAUAUGGUUCUGGGCAUCGAUGGUUUCACCAAUUACAUGCGAAGUCCAGCAGGAGACAUCUUUAAACCAGACCACCAUCAUGUGCACCAGGACAUGACUCAGCCCCUGUGUAACUACUUCAUAGCCUCGUCCCACAACACCUACCUGACAGGGGACCAGCUUCUGUCUGAGUCCAGGGUAGACAUGUACGCCUAUGUGCUCCAGGCUGGCUGUCGCUGUGUGGAAGUGGACUGCUGGGAUGGACCAGACGGGGAGCCUAUCGUCCAUCAUGGCUACACCCUGACAUCCAAGAUCCUCUUCAAAGACGUCAUUGAAACCAUUAACAAAUAUGCCUUCACAAAGAAUCAGUACCCAGUGAUCCUAUCCAUAGAGAACCAUUGCACAGUGCCCCAGCAGAAGAAGAUGGCUGAGUAUCUGUUGGAGGUGCUCCAGGAUAAGGUGGACCUUUCUACGGUCAACAUGAAUGAAUUCAGAAAGUUGCCCUCCCCAGAGCUCCUGAAAGGGAAAGUUUUAGUCAAGGGAAAGAAGCUUCCAGCGAACAUUGAUGAUGAUGCAGAGGAGGGGGAUGUGUCGGAUGAAGACAGUGAGGAAGAGGAGGACGAAGAUGACACCCAGAUAAACACAGAUGUAAGGACAUUACUACCACCCAUGCAUCCACUUAUCUCUGGCCCUCCCCUAUUCACCCUCAGGAAAGGGAAGACGAUGAGGUUAUCCCGAGCGCUGUCUGACCUCGUCAAGUACACCAAGUCUGUCCGGGUCCAUGACAUUGAAACACAAGCUUAUAUGACCAGUUGGCAAGUGUCUUCACUCAAUGAAAGCAUUGUGAACCAGAUCAUGGCUCUGAAGCCAGCUCAGUUGGUGCGAUUAAACCAGAGGCAGCUACUACGUGUUUACCCCUCCAACUACCGUGUGGACUCUAGCAACUUCAACCCACAGCCCUUUUGGAACGCAGGAUGCCAUAUGGUUGCACUGAAUUACCAAACAGAGGGCCGCAUGCUUGAACUGAACAGAGCCAAGUUCUCAACCAAUGGCAACUGUGGAUACUUACUGAAGCCCAGGUGCAUGAAUAAAGGUUUCUUUAACCCUACGCUGGAGGACCCUCUGCCGGGACAGAGUAAGACUCAAUUGGUACUGAAGAUUAUCAGUGGGCAGCAGCUUCCAAAACCCAAAGAUUCAAUGCUGGGGGAUAGAGGGGAGAUUAUUGAUCCUUUUGUAGAGGUGGAGAUCAUCGGUCUGCCUAUUGAUUGCUGUAAGCAGCAGACGAGGGUGGUGGAUGAUAAUGGCUUCAAUCCCAUGUGGGAGGAGAGCUUGGUCUUCACCCUCCACAUGACCCAGAUUGCACUGGUGCGUUUCCAGGUGUGGGACCAUGAUCCGAUAGGACAAAACUUCAUUGGACAGAGGACCAUAGCAUUCGUCAGCAUGAUGCCAGGUUAUCGCCAUGUCUAUCUUGAGGGCAUGGAGGAGGCCUCCAUCUUUGUUCAUGUUGCUGUAAAUGACAUCACAGGAAAGGUUAAGCCAAGUAAUGCUGUAAAGGGUUUUUUGAAAAAAGCUACGAAGAAAGGGUCAGCCAAGGAGCCAAAGACGGUCUCUAUGCACCUCUCCACUUACUCAUCAGAGGACGUCCGUCAGCGGUACCGCAAGGACCUGGACUCCUACUCCCAGGAGAACAGCGGGAACGGCAGCAUGUUAGUGACGCCUGCAGGCAUAGACUACCUCCAUAGAGGGACUCAGAGCGAACCACUGAAGCGAGCUCACACGGUGCAAAUUCUGGAGGAGGAAAUCCAGGGUGCUUCUCCGAAGGAGGAGAAAAGAAAGGAGGGGAAAAGGAAGGGCAUCCUUGUCCGCGUGUCCUCCACCUUCUCCAACUCUGGGGCGUCCAUCCCGUGCAUCACAGCAACAAGCCCUGACCUGGAGGGCAUGUUUCAGUCGUCUCAGCCACAGAGUCCAGAACCAGAGAGCCAAAUGCAGUCGUUUCAGGCAGCCUGGCCAGAUCUGGAAGACCAGGUUCAGUCUUUCCAUGCACACUGGCCGGGCCAGAACAACUCGGGUCGGUCAUUUGAGCCUAAGUGGCCAGACCCACCUGAGAUUGAGGACAUAGCAGGAGAACCACUGAGAAAGCUUAACAGUAAGCCUGCACUCCAAACUGUAUCAGAACAUCUGAACCAGCCCCAACCCCAGCUCCAUCCACAGCCCCAGCCCCAGUCCCAACCCCAGCCCCAGUCUCAUCCUGAGGUCAUUCUCCGGAACCGACACCCACCAUCCUCCCCUGUCAGAGUUAGACGGACCCUGGAGACCCCAGCCAGCCAAUUCCCCUGCAGUACAUUAAGGAUCAAGGCCCACUCUCGCAGUGUUGCACGGAAGCCGCACGCCUCGCCACUCUCCCCGGCGGUUAACCGCAGGGCUGCUGUGCACUGGCAGCCUCAGACUCCUUCCCCUCCCCCCCAGAACCAUUGCCGCUAUGGCCACCAGCCUAUACCCAACGGCCUCUACCUGUCUGACAGUGACUCCAGCAGUGGUGGCAGUAUAGACAGUCUAAGUCUGGAGCUCCUGCCCUCGCGUGUGCCAGUCAGUGGGCAGAGGGAAGUGGGCACCCUGCAGAGAGAGAUGAAUGCCCUCUUUGACCAAAAGAUGAAGGAGAUUCGCUGUAAAUCGCCACUCUUUUUUUACGAUUACUCUACGCUAUAGUAACCAGACACUACAAGGACCACAGCAGUGAGCAGCCAAUUGGAAUAAGCAUAGGAGUAGGAAAUACACUUGUAAACAUAUAGCGUUACCUUGUAUGUAUCUAGAUGCAUGUACAAAUGUCAUCACAUUUUGAGACCGAACAAGUUUAUUUUGUAUAAGCUAAUCACUUACUUU
Molecule: messenger RNA, 3783 nt
Organism: Salvelinus sp. IW2-2015
Lineage: Eukaryota; Metazoa; Chordata; Actinopteri; Salmoniformes; Salmonidae
Source: RefSeq, a predicted model, not a curated record